Molecule: messenger RNA, 6782 nt
Organism: Lynx canadensis (Canada lynx)
Lineage: Eukaryota; Metazoa; Chordata; Mammalia; Carnivora; Felidae
Gene: KATNIP
Product: katanin interacting protein
Exons: 29
Coding region: 148-5217 (1689 amino acids)
Source: RefSeq, a predicted model, not a curated record
AACUAGAAGCCUGUUUUGUUGCAUCUGUACAGAGCUUUACAUUUUUUUUUUUUUUUGUAAUUGUCAAUAUUUAAAAUUAGAAGUUGUCUUCUAAGACUGGACUUCUGGAAAAAUCUGAUCCAACAAGACCGGGGCCCGCAUUCCUGCAUGGAAACAGGCGGCAGGAGCCAAACAGUGAUUGCCCUUGAGGCUGGGCAGGCUUCUGGGUCCGCCUCCCUGCCUCCUUACUCUGCCACAGGUCAGAUUCCGCGGAAGGCUGACAGAAGCCGGUCCUGCUCGCGGGAGAAAAAAGAGGGUUAUACUAAGGACAUGGUACCAGACUUUGAUGAGAAGCAUGAUGAGUAUUUAAUAUUGCUUCAGCAGAGGAACCGGAUACUAAAGCACUUGAGAUCCAAGGACCCCAUGCAGCUGAGACUGGAGCAUUUGGAACAAGGCUUCUCCGUCUACGUCAACGGGGCCAACUCUGAGCUGAAGACCUCACCCCGGAAAGCUGUCCACUCCGACUUCACCAGAAGCGCCUCACACGCCGAGGGGACGCACGAUUACGGGCGAAGAACCCUGUUUCGAGAAGUAGAAGAAGCUUUAAGACGCAACUCGCGGACAGCCCCUUCCAAAGUUCAGCGCCGAGGAUGGCACCAGAAAUCUGUGCAGAUCAGGACGGAAGCUGGCCCGCGGCUGCACAUCGAGCCGCCUCUGGACCCUUCUGAAGAUUUUGAGCCGUGUGGGGAUGUGACCGUCAAGGCCAAGGACGCUUCCGGGGAUCGUCCACAGGGUACCAAGUCUCCUACCGGCACCACGCCCUGUGACUUUAAUUUCUCCCUUCUGAAUGCACAUGGAUUACCAGACCCUGCCAGCAGUGCAGACAAAGAAAGGAUCCUCUUAACUAUUCAGGAUGUAAUGGAGCUGAGGAAAAGCCUGGAACUUAGUGUAAAUCUACAAAGGAAACAAAAAGAUGAUUCCAGCGAUGAGUAUGACUCUAUCGAAGAAGAUGUGCUCUCGGAGCCAGAGCCCGAAGAGCAGGUGCUGGGGGGCCACCGCAGAGAUGACCCCGCCCCUUCCAGUGGGGACGCGGUGCGGAAGGACGUUCCCAAGGACCAGGAGAUGGAAGGACACCCUCCCCGGGGCCCAGACCCCCUCGUGGUGCUGGAAUUUAACCCAGCUUCCAAAAGUAGUAAGAAGGAGAGGAAUCUGUCUGCUAAGCGGAAGGACAACGCUGAGGUUUUCAUUCCCAGCAGACCUGAGUUGAACCUGAACCCCCAGCCCUCUGCUGUGUUCCCAGACCAGGAGAAGGCAUGUUCAAGACCCGGGAGCCGACGAGAGAGACCCCUAUCAGCAACCCGGAAACCUGUGCGCGAGGCUGAGGACCGAGAGGAAGAUGCCUCGGCUGUGCUCAGGGCCAUCCAGGUGGAGAACGAAGCCCUGCAGAGGGUGCUCCUCAGCAGAAAGGGGGAGGCCCCCAGCAGCCCGCUGCAGGACACGGAGGGACCACCAGCAAAAUCGUGGACCAGUCUACUGAAGGGGAAGGAAGAGAGCGCUGAGCCACUUCCUACCCCUGAGGCGACUGGCAGGACCAGCCCGCAGGAGCCGUGCAGGGCCACGGGGGGAACCACAGUCGUCCGUGAAGCCAUUGACAGAAUCGGCCUGCUGGGGAGCAGACAACAGCAAAGGCUUCUGAAAGUCCUCCAGGCCAUCGAAAGCGACUCUGUCCGCCUCAGCAGGGCUGUUCCACCGACAGAGCCAGUGCCGGAUCCAGAGGACAAACUGAGAACAAGAGGCAGAGAGAUCGAAGAUGCCGUCUACGUGACCAUGGAAAUCCUGUCCAACUGGGGCCAUACGUCCUGGGUGGGUCUCACGGAAGUUGAGUUCUUUGACCGGAACAACACAAAGCUUUACGUGUCGCCCCAUGACGUGGAUAUCCGGAACACGGACACGCCCGGGGACCUGGGCCACCUGGUCAAUAGGAACUUAGCUAGCAAGAAAGACCCCUCCUUGUGGACGUGCCCCUUCCACCCACCGCUCCAGCUCUUUUUUGUUAUCCGCAACACGAGCCGCCUGCACGACUUUGAUCUAGCCAAGAUCAAGGUUUGGAAUUACUGGACAGCUGAUGGUGAUCUUGACAUUGGUGCCAAGCACAUGAAGCUUUAUGUCAAUAAAAAGCUCAUCUUUGAUGGCACGUUGGACAAAGGAGGUGGAGAGGGCCCAGCUGACCUGAGCGUCCUGGUUGGCCAGAAAAACAAGAAGGAGGAAAGAAUGGAGAGGAGCGUGGGUGCCCCCCCGGGAGAAGGCGGAGAUGCUGGCACAGAUGGGGCCCAUUCACAGCCAGCUGGGGCAGCGGUAGAUGUGAAGGUUUCUUCCCAAGGAAAGUUAUUUGGCGAAAAGAUGAAUCCUCCCAAUUGCACGAAAGACAAUUCGUCCAAGUUAAGCGAAGACACGAGCUUAUUAGCAGUCCCAGCCCCGAUGCCGGCCUCGAUGGGUGGCGUGCCCCGUCCUCCUGCCCUCCGCCCGGCUGCGGAAUGCCCCGCCCUGGACCCAGAGCCCUCUCUGAUCCAACAGCUGGAAAACCUCACGGGCAGAAAAGUCUCCGAGCCACCAGCAAAAACUCCCUCCUGGUUGCAACCUUCUGCCGCGGGGAAGGGCAGGAAGCAGGGAGGCAGGAAGCCAAAACCCCUGUGGCUGAGUCCCGAGAAGCCACUGGACCGGGAAGGCGGGCUUCCGUCUGAUGACGUCAUUGGCGCCAGGGGUGAGGGUCCUAGAGAGGCUGAGAUCGGGGAUAAAGGCCCCAGGCGUGAGCAAGGGCGAGCAAGCGGCUGGAAUGUCAUCGCUGGGGAGAGAGCCCAGAAGGUGACCCCCAACGUCUGUGACGACUUUGACAUCUUUAACCAGCCCUCCAACAGAGAGCGCCCUGCUAGUGGGAGGAGGGGCCCGAGGAAGGACGCCCUCAGCAGCGGUCACAGUGAUGGCCAGCCAACCAGCAGAGAAGACGCCCGCUCCACCGAGACGCCGCCACGACCCCGGUGGUGCAGUGAGCAGGAACACACGCUGCAUGAGUCCUGGGACUCCCUCAGUGCCUUUGACCGCUCCCACCGGGGACGCAUCUCCAACAUGGAGCCGCAGGGGGACAUCCUGGACGAGUUCCUGCAGCAGCAGAAGGCCAGCCGGCACGGCGAGCAGCCGCCCCCGUGGAAGGAGGAGAAGCUGGGGCCAAGGAGAGGCCGGGAAGACAGUCCCGUAGAGACGGACGACGCGAGUGACUUUGAAAUCCCCGUCUUGCCUUACGGACAGCGCCUGGUCAUCGACAUCAAGUCGACGUGGGGGGACAGGCACUAUGUCGGCCUUAACGGAAUAGAAAUAUUCAGUUCCAAGGGGGAGCCGGUGCAGAUCGCGAACAUUCAAGCCGAGCCCCCCGACAUCAAUAUUUUACCGGCCUACGGGAAAGACCCCCGCGUGGUCACCAACCUCGUCGACGGGGUGAACAGGACCCAGGACGACAUGCACGUCUGGCUGGCCCCUUUCACACUGGGCAAGCCCCACACCAUCUCCGUAGACUUCGUGCACCCUUGCCAGGUCGCCCUGAUCCGGAUCUGGAACUACAAUAAAUCUCGGAUACACUCCUUCCGUGGCGUGAAGGACAUCACCAUGCUGUUAGACUCGCAGUGCAUCUUCAAAGGAGAAAUCGCCAAGGCCUCGGGGACCCUGACAGGAGCCCCAGAGCACUUUGGAGACACCAUCUUAUUCACGACCGACGAUGACAUUCUGGAGGCCAUAUUCUGUUCUGAUGAGACAUUUGACGUGGACGUGGAGGGUCCCUGCAGCCUGCAGAGUGGGGAGACGCUGAGGAGGCCGAGCACCGCCGACAGCGAGGGGGAGGAGAGGCCCUACACCCAGGCCGGCUCAUGGGCUGAGGACCGGGUCCCGGAGCUGGAGCCACCACUCAGUCCGCCUGUCCCUGAAGUAACCACCCCAGAGCCAGGCAUCUACCAUGGGAUCUGCCUUCAGCUGAACUUCACUGCCUCCUGGGGGGACCCGCACUACCUGGGGCUCACAGGCCUGGAAGUGGUGGGCAAGGACGGCCAGGCGCUGCCCAUCAGCCUGCACCAGAUCUCUGCCUCCCCCAGGGACCUGAACGACCUUCCUGAGUAUGCCGAUGACUCCCGGACCCUGGACAAGUUAAUCGAUGGAGCCAACAUCACGAUGGAGGAUGAGCAUAUGUGGCUGAUCCCUUUCUCACCGGGCCUGGACCACGUGGUCACGAUCCGCUUCGACAGAGCCGAAAGCAUCGCAGGCCUGCGCUUCUGGAACUACAAUAAAUCUCCCGAGGACACCUAUCGCGGGGCCAAAAUCGUCCACAUCUCCCUGGACGGCCUGGGCAUCUCCCCUCCAGAGGGCUUCCUCAUCCGGAAGGGGCCGGGCAACUGCCACUUUGAUUUCGCUCAAGAAAUUCUCUUUGUGGACCACCUCCAGGCUCGACAGCUGCCCCAGCCGGCCCAGAGGCUCAACACGCAAAGCCAGGAGCGGGCAAGCAUGGACUACGAGGCACCCCUGAUGCCCUGCGGCUUCAUUUUUCAGUUCCAGCUCCUGACCAGCUGGGGUGACCCCUAUUACAUCGGUCUUACGGGCCUGGAGCUGUAUGAUGAGCGGGGAGAAAAAAUCCCUCUGUCGGAAAACAAUAUCGCCGCCUUCCCCGACAGCGUGAACUCCCUGGAGGGCGUGUGCGGGGACGUCCGGACGCCCGACAAGCUCAUCGACCAAGUGAACGACACCUGCGAUGGCAGGCACAUGUGGCUGGCUCCCAUCCUGCCGGGCCUGGUGAACCGGGUCUAUGUGAUUUUCGAUCUGCCUACCACCGUGUCAAUGAUCAAACUGUGGAAUUAUGCAAAAACGCCCCAUCGAGGGGUGAAGGAGUUUGGCCUCCUGGUAGACGACUUGCUUGUGUACAACGGGAUCCUGGCCAUGGUGGGCCACCUGGUGGGGGGCAUCCUGCCCACGUGCGAGCCCACGCUGCCCUACCACACCAUCCUCUUCACCGAGGACGCAGACGUGUGCCGCCAGGAGAAACGCACCGCCAUCAGCAAUCAGGUGGAGGAUCAGGACGUCCAGAUGAUGAACGAAAACCAAAUCAUUACCAACUCGAAAAGGAAGCAGAGCGCGGUUGACCCAGCACUGCGCCCCAAAACCUGCAUAAGCGAGAAGGAGACAGUGCGACGGUGGCGGUGCUGACUGGCGGAGGAGGGAGAGCCGGGCCUCCCGACCGACCGGAGCCGGGCUCUGUCACCGGCCCCGCCCAGCACCCGUGUCGCCCGCCCCCAGACCUCAGCCUCGGCAGCCUGGACUCCGGGGGCUGGAAGAAGGAGUCCCGUCGCGAAAGGGGACUCGCGUGGCACGACUUUCCUCCGCCUCGCGUCUCAGGGGCUCCCUCCCGGGACACCCAGCUCAGUGCCCUCCCGCAGGACCCAGCAAAGCAGGGCCACACGCACUCAGGCCUGUCCCUGCUCAGGCCCAGGUGGUGGGGUGGCCCGGGAGGACUUGCUCCCAGCACGGAGUGUGGCUGUCCCGGGCCCGGGGUCAGGCCUCAGACCCCAACAGCAAGGGGAGGGGUGCCAGCAGCUCCCCGCCCCCCAUGUCCCUCCCUCAUCCGGGGGCCGGUGCAGCUGGCUGAGAGGGUGGGGCAGUUCCCUGGUCCCCCGAAGGUCUAGCCAGAGCCGCUGCACCCCCGUCACUCAUCCCAGGCAAGGAGGACGGAUCCCCGGGGAUGUGUGUGUCUCACUGGGAAGAGGAAGGGGGCCGUGCCCACCCGCCAUGCUGCCAGGCCCACGUGGGACCCGCGGGUGGACGGCUUCACGCCCCAGAAGGCUCCGGACGCAGGGCAGGCCGAGGACCAGGGCCACAACCCCACCCUCGGGCCCCAGAGCCCACCUCCCCUUCCCCUUGAACUCUGUCUGGAGGAGGGCGGCCGCAUCCCUGCGGUCUCGCCACCGGCUUCUCUCACUCGCCUCCCCCCGUCUCUCCCGUGCCGGGCGCCCUUGCCUGCGGGCAGCGAGGUGUCUGGUGCCCCCACCCCUUCCCCCCCUCCCGGCAGCUUCCCCGCGAGUUGGAAAUGUGCCUUGCACCCCCAGCCGAGUGGAGCUCAGAACGCAUCUAUUUCCAUCUAUGUAACAAGCCCGGAUCAGGGACCUAAUUGGUUUCCCAGUGGUGGGUAAUUUCUCGUUCCAAAUAUUAAUCCGUUGUUUUCCUGGCGCCCAGCCCGGCCCCGCCGCAGCGCUGUACUCGAAGUACGUUCCUAUGCAACCGAGAGCCCGGCAGAUACUUUAUGAGCUUUGCAGCUUCCGCGGAGCAGCUAUGCAAAUGCGCUUUUCAUUUGGAGCAGGGGGCCGAUGCGAAGACAAGGAAUUGUUCCUCCCGGAGAAGAUCCAUCAUUGCUGCAGCUCCCCUGCUCACCUCCCAGAUGGGGCGGGUGCCCCCAAGGCCUGUGGGCUCCCAGGAGAGCCGAGGCUUGGGGGGAGUCGGGGGCCGAUCAGGCCGGCGCUUAGGGACCAAAACAGGUGCCACGACUUUAAAGGCUGUCACGGCUUCCCGUCCCCACCUGAGGCUGGGGCCCGGGUCAGACUGUCGGGGAGAUUGCUCGAGCAGCGCGCACGCUCCCAGAAUCUCCACUGAUGUUUAUAAUAAUUGUAUGCACCAUGCAAUUUAGGAGGGGGAAAAAAAAAAAAGCUGUACAGGCAUUAACUCUAAAAUAAAUUUCUAUUUUUUUCUCUUGCAAAAUCAAUAAAAGAUGUUAUUAAGAA